Messenger RNA from Durusdinium trenchii, 1107 nucleotides. The record is from the annotation of a GenBank genome assembly. Lineage: Eukaryota; Dinophyceae; Suessiales; Symbiodiniaceae.
AUGGUGAAGGCGAUGGAUGCGGUGGAGAAUGGACGGGUCCAUGUGGCGGAGGGGCAAAGCAACAAGGAAUGGCUCCCGCAGAGCGGCUAUGGUGGGACAGGCGGUCUGAAAGCACACCUGGCCCAGCGUGUGCCAGUGCUGCGGGACGCCGCGGCCUUUCGGGAGGUGCGCCGCAUCCUCCGUGAGGACUAUGGCGGGCCUCGGGCGCUCUUGGCCGAGCUGCGGACGCAGGGAUUCGUCGAGAACAGCCGCCUGGCGACGGGUGAGGGUGCACCCUUCAACCUCUUCGCGCGGCUGGCAGAUGGUCAGAUGCAACAACCAGGCAUGGAGGAGGAGCAGGCUGCUUUGAAGGACUAUGGGCAGAUCUUCUGCAUCUGCAAGAACCGGCCUGAGAAUGAUGAGAAGUGGCAGUCCGAGGAUGCCGAGUGGCUCGGGAAGGCCUCCAUGGCGGCACGGCAUCGCUUCUUGACCACCAAGGAUCUACGGUGGAACUUCUUCAAUGCCCUUACCAUGGGCAUGACCGACGAUGACGAUGUGGUUGGAGGCCUUUCAGAAUCCAUUCAACUCUUGGGACAGCUCAAGGCCGCAGCCAUGACCUACGCCUCGAAGAUGGGAACCUGGUCCGAGAAACUGGGCCUCUUCUUCCACGUCUAUGGCCACAACUCGGUGAAUUCUCUUCACCUGCACCUGGUGGACAUGAACUUUUUGGGUCCCACCUUUAAGAAGUUGGACUACAAAAACUGUCCCCUGAGUGCCGUUCUAGAGGUCUUGCAGGAUGAGCUGGCGAUGGCCACCCGGCCGCCACGAGCUCCGGAGGACGUCAUCGACUUGAACGUCGCAGGGGAGCUGCUCUCCGUGUCCGCGGCCACCUUUGCGGCGGCCAAAGGCCUGCGUGCGCCCGGACGCCUGCGGGAUGCUCAGGGUCGCCUCUUCCUGGACCUGCCGGUCGUGCUGGUGCGUGAGAUCUUGGAUGCCCUGCGGCUGCACGGCCUACGAGGUCAUGUCGGACCUCUGAAGCUCAGGCUCGUUGACGAGGACGCCGGGCUAGUAACGCGGCGAGCUGCUGUUGUGGCUAGUGCAUGGCACCUUGCUGCUGGUUGGGACUGA